Marmota flaviventris (yellow-bellied marmot) is the source of this 4602-nucleotide messenger RNA. It is a transcript of the gene Abat, whose product is annotated as 4-aminobutyrate aminotransferase. Gene Ontology annotation, cellular component: mitochondrion. Gene Ontology annotation, biological process: GABA catabolic process. The record is from RefSeq and is a predicted model, not a curated record. Gene Ontology annotation, molecular function: 4-aminobutyrate:2-oxoglutarate transaminase activity; pyridoxal phosphate binding. Lineage: Eukaryota; Metazoa; Chordata; Mammalia; Rodentia; Sciuridae.
CCGAGCAGACACUAGGCGCAGCCGGAGCGCAGAUCGUGGACCCCGCAAGUCGGAGCCCAGCGGAUUCGAGCCCGGGCCUGGAGGGCAGCAGCCAGUGAGGGGUCCCUGUUCUGGAAGGAGGGGUCAUGGCCUUCAUGCUGUUCACCCGGCGGCUGGUCUGCAGCUCCCAGCACAAGCACCGCUUGCUAGUGCCAGGAUCCAGAUACAUCAGUCAAGCUGCAGCCAAAGUGGACGUUGACUUUGAUUAUGACGGGCCACUGAUGAAGACAGAGGUCCCAGGCCCAAGGUCUCGGAAGUUGAUGGAGCAGCUGAACGUCAUUCAGAAUGCAGAGGCUGUGCAUUUUUUCUGCAACUACGAAGAGAGCCGAGGUAACUACCUGGUGGACGUGGACGGCAACCGCAUGUUGGAUCUUUAUUCCCAGAUCUCCUCUGUCCCCAUAGGUUACAGCCAUCCGGCCCUGGUGAAGCUCAUCCAGCAGCCUCAAAAUGUGAGCACCUUCAUCAACAGACCUGCGCUGGGCAUCCUGCCUCCAGAGAACUUCGUGGAGAAGCUCCGGGAGUCCUUGCUCUCCGUGGCUCCCAAAGGGAUGACCCAGCUCAUCACUAUGGCCUGUGGCUCCUGCUCCAACGAAAACGCCUUCAAGACCAUCUUCAUGUGGUACCGGAGCAAGGAAAGAGGACAAAGGAGCUUCUCCAAAGAGGAGCUGGACACCUGCAUGAUUAACCAGGCCCCUGGGUGCCCCGACUACAGCAUCCUCUCCUUCAUGGGUGCUUUCCACGGGAGGACCAUGGGUUGUCUGGCAACCACGCACUCCAAAGCAAUUCACAAGAUCGACAUCCCUUCCUUCGACUGGCCCAUCGCACCGUUCCCGCGGCUGAAAUAUCCUCUGGAAGAGUUUGUGAAGGAGAACGAGCAAGAGGAGGCGCGCUGCCUGGAGGAGGUGGAGGACCUGAUCGUGAAAUAUCGGAAAAAGAAGAAGACGGUGGCUGGGGUCAUCGUGGAGCCCAUCCAGUCCGAGGGUGGAGACAACCACGCCUCGGAUGACUUCUUCCGGAAGCUGAGAGACAUUGCUAGGAAGCAUGGCUGUGCCUUCUUGGUGGAUGAGGUCCAGACGGGAGGAGGCUGCACAGGCAAGUUCUGGGCCCACGAGCACUGGGGCCUGGAUGACCCUGCAGACGUGAUGACCUUCAGCAAGAAGAUGAUGACUGGGGGCUUCUUCCACAAGGAGGAGUUCAGGCCCAGCGCGCCUUACCGGAUCUUCAACACCUGGCUGGGGGACCCGUCUAAGAACUUGUUGCUGGCCGAGGUCAUCAAUGUCAUCAAGCGGGAGGACCUGCUGGAUAACGCGGCCCGUGCCGGGAAGGCCCUGCUCACGGGGCUGCUGGACCUCCAGGCCCGGUACCCCCAGUACAUCAGCAGGGUGAGAGGACGAGGCACCUUUUGCUCCUUCGACACUCCAGAUGAAUCCAUAAGGAACAAACUCAUUUUAAUUGCCAGAAACAAAGGUGUGGUGUUGGGGGGCUGCGGCGACAAGUCCAUCCGUUUCCGUCCCACACUGGUCUUCAGGGAUCACCAUGCUCACCUGUUCCUCAAUAUUUUCAGCGACAUCUUAGCAGAUUUCAAGUAGAAAAGCCAUUUCCACUACACUCAGAGAAGCCCGAUCUCAACAGUUGUCAAUUGAUUAGUUUGCCUAAUUCAUGUUUCCACUUAAAAGCGUCAGAGGCGAAUGCAUAAACUGAAGGGUUAUUUGUGGAGAGGGGAUGUUUUGGUGGUUGUGGGAGAGGGGAAGGGAGGACGGGACUGGCUUUGAUUUUCCUCCUAGCAGAGCCAAUGGUACCAGUUGGUUUCAGCCCAGAAUUUCUGGUGGAGUCCUGCACAUGGUCUUGGAGAGGGCCAUGUGGGUCCUGGCCAUAUUUCAGCCCACCCAACCCUGACAAUUUCUUUAGAAGCCAGUCAAGGGAGUCCCACCUGCUCCUGAGGCUGGUGGCCAGGGCUCUUGGGUUCCAGGCUAUCUCAAAUGCCCUGUCCUAUAAUCAAAGAUGGCUGGCUUCCCCUCACCCUAUGCAACAAACACGCUUUCCCUUCCUUCCCCAGCACCUGGAGCUCUGAACACCCCAUGCAUGAUUCCGUGCCAGACUGGAUGGUUCCCAGGAACCAACAAAGCAGGCACAGGAGGACUGAGCUUGGGGAAGGGGGACCUCUGGCCCCUGAGACUAGGACCUCUCCUCUCAGUGCUCCUGGGGUCCUCUAAACUCUCAGUUCCACCCAUGAUGGGCCUCUGUCCUUGGAGGAUCUCUAGGCAGAUCGAGGAUGGUUCUUACUGACACCCUCUAUCCCCACACCAUCCUCCCUGUUGUAUGUGCAGCCUAAAGUGUGACCUGAGCAUGCAGGGGACACACAAGAGCUGGAAGGUCAGAAGCACGAGUCUGUCCACCCAGGAGCAGAAGCCCAGAACCACUUCAUCCCAUCUCCUGGGGCCCCUUGAGGUCUGACCCUUGACCCUCCCUCCUGGGAGGCUCCUUCUCAGCUUUCAUUCAUCUGCCUUCACUCUGCUUCUGAGCAGAGCUGACCCAUCAGAGGGAGCCACUGCUGGACUAGCUUUCUUCUUGAGGGAAGUGUUGUGAAUUAGACACCAGAGCCCUGCACAUGAAAAGCAACCUGUUGGUUGCUUCCUUAUACUUGCCCCUGAACUCCGCUUUGCCUGAGAUGCCGGAGCUGGAGAUCACAGGUAGAUGAUUCUUAUGUGGCUGAGCAGGUUGUGGACAAGGCCCAGCAUCUCUGCCAGAGGCGAGACCUUCUCGGAACUUAUCUGACCUCAGAUGCUCCUAAAAAGAGCCGUUGAGAAUCCUGCAGCCUCAAGGCAUAGUCCACUGGGUAGACAGAGAGUCUGGCUUGUAUUCUGUGACCAGAGGGAAACCUCUGCACCUCUGGUGCCUUGGUGGACUGUUUUGGAAGAUGGACGUGUCAAGAUUCCCAAUUCAGUAUUUUGUCCUUUUAAUAACUAAUCAUCCAAAGAUUCAGCUCCCACUCUUCCUCAUGCUUGAUCAUCAGCCUUUUUUGUUGAGAUGAAAUGUUAACAGAGCUGGACGGAUCCACAAGUCCUGGGUCACUUUGCAUUCCUGCAGUCUGCAGGAAAUCUGCCGCUUUUCCUAAGGAGUUUUACCACGUCUGAGGUCAUGUUUGCCCUGCUAACUACAUGAGGAGGCAUGCCUCCCUCUCACCCAUUUGUAUGCUUUUUUUAAUACAUCAAUCUUCACUCACUCAUCAAACUAUCAUGAAAUACCUGUGCCACCCCAGGCCCUGUGCUAAGCAUCUGGAAGACACAUGGGAAAUAAAAUGUGGUCCCUGCUCUCAAAGGACUCACUAUCCAUGGGGAACAACCGACUCUAAAACCAAAUAUAUCAUAAUGGCAAGUGCAAUGACAGAGAUGCAUGAGGAGCACAGUAAGUCAGAGGGAGGACCCCAAUCUGCCUGAAGUGUAGAGGAACUUUCAAGGAGAAAGUAACGUUUGAGCAGGACUUUGCAGAAUGAGCAAGUUCACCAAGCAGACAGGGCACGGAAGAACGUUCCAGAAAGGGAACGGCAUACAGAAGUUCACAGUCUCAUUCCUUUAACUGGGGAGCCAGAUUCCACAGGCAAUAUCCCAAGGUUCAAGCCUUACUUAACAAACAAGAAAAAUGCAAACCCAACCAUGAUGCAUAUAUGGGAUUAUGUAUGCUUUCUCCUGAGAACUUUAGCACCGGUGCAAAUAUUCAAUAAGAUUCUUGGAGUCCUGAGGAUUCUAAGCCUGGGAACACUGAGAAACUUGGCUCUCUUCAUUGGAGGGCAUGGCUCCAGUAUUCUGUUCUCUCCCCACGAGGCACUGACGGAGGAAUGAGAUCAUUUUAUCUGGAAAGUCAUUUCUGAACUUAUCAUUCACUCCUUACCAAGGGAAGUUACUUGUAAAGUGUUUAAGCCAUUUACCAAGUCCUUGUCAACUUGGGGCAUGAUGAGCUCCUGAGAUGUCCUCUUUUGUGGGGUGGGGGUGAGCUAGAGGAAAUCCAAGGAAAAGAAUUUUUGGCAGAGUUCAAGAUGGCAGAAACUGAGAAGAGUCUGGAGAAGACACUGUAAGCCAAUGGACAGCUGCUGUCCAGGGCAGAGCCCAGGAGGAAGUGCUUCUGUGGGGGUCUGGAGAUGAACCCAUCACCCAUUAGUACCAUCAAGUCUGGUGAAUGUCUCUAGCCUGUCUUGUCACUUUUACAGAAAACCAAGUCCAGUACUAGCAAGUCUUAGCACAUCCUCCCUUUUAUUAUAAAUGGGUGUUUUUUUAUAAUUUUUACUGACUCUCAGUAACCAUGCAAAAUUGUGCUCCACAUUAACAUAUCUAUAUAUCUAUCCUAUCUCUAUAUAUCAGCUCAUGGUAGAAACCAUAGCUAGGGAGCAUCGCAGACUUAUGCAUACAAAGUGAUCUUGUUUACAGUAUUCUGUUGACAGUGCCAAUAAAUGAUAAGGAAAUUAACAUGCCACAAUGUAACUGAUGACCACAUGCACAAUUCCAUGAAUUAAAUGUUUCCUGUGUUGAUCAGUAUUCUUAAAUUAAAAAAAAAAAUUUAUAAUGGAAA